AAGCUUCCAAACAAAGAGAAUUAAUGGAAAGUAAGAUUUGCAAAGGAAUCAUUCUCUUCCUCGUCCUCUCUCACUCACAACCCUACGCAUAUAAAAUAAUUGAAAUAAAAUGUAUACAUACUACUCCAUAUAUUAAAUAAAUAAUCAAAACCCUUAUCUUCUUCAUGAGAAUCAUUUCCUCUCCACAAAACCAUGCCUUCUCAAAGCCCCUCUUCUCACUUUUCAAUAAUCGAUCCCUUCAUAUAUGGCUCAUGCUGAGAUCAUAUGACCAAUAAAUAUGGUUCCUCUUGAAUCCUCACUGCUUUUUGGCGGUUUCACCGACGCGAUGAUGAUGAGAGAAACAACUAUAAACAAUCAAGAUUCUAGCGGGGAAGAUACAUGCUCCGUCUCCGAUCCAACAGCAGCUUCUACUGAGUCUUAUUAUAACAUGUUUUCUUCCUCUCUGGUGAAAGACGUCGGAGCCGCCGCAAAGAACGAUGCCGUUUGUUCUAUUAAUGUAGAAGAAGGUAAAGAUAAAUCUUGGCUCCGCUUAGGUAUAGGCCCUGAGGAGAACAACCAUAACACGGGGUCGUAUAAGCUUCAACGUUGUUCUAGCAAAAACGGAAGUGAAAGAGAGAAGUCGUUAGAGCUCAGCUUGUUCUCCUCCUCCCUAGCCACAGGAGGAGCCAUUAGUAGUAGCGUAGAGUACUCACAGCCGCAACCACCGCAGCCGCCAUAUCGGUGUGAUCAGUUAUUAACGAUGCGUGGACCGUCGUUGGUUUACAAUCAACAACUAAUUCGGCCUCAAACGUUAUUUAAUCGAGGCUUUUCGUUUCCAUCGUCAAAGCCGUGGAUACCUCAAUAUACGGCACCGUUUAGACCGUCAUCAUUGAGUGACCGUGACGUCACUAACAAUAAUAGUGCUACAAGGAGUUGUUGUGUGGAUGAAGGAGGAGGAGCUGGACCAAGUUCCGAGUUUAGGGUUCUUGAUCCUCCAAGAAGACCACAUUCUGGUCUUUGGUUUCUCCUUCAAGCUUCACAAUUUCAGGAAAAGGAACCGUUCUUGCCUCAAGUAAGCAAAAGCUACUUGAGAAUCAAGGAUGGGAGAAUCACAGUUAGAUUGCUAAUUAAGUACCUCAUGAAGAAGCUUCAAUUGGAUAGCGAAUCUGAGGUAAAUAUCUAA
Camelina sativa (false flax) is the source of this 1162-nucleotide messenger RNA. Lineage: Eukaryota; Viridiplantae; Streptophyta; Magnoliopsida; Brassicales; Brassicaceae. The record is from RefSeq and is a predicted model, not a curated record.